AUGACAUCGGCCAAGAUCCCCUCCGUGGAAGCAAACCAGAAACCACAUUCCCCGUCGGCCAAGUCCAGAACGUCUUCGCAAUCCCACGACUUCCUCGACUCGUUCAGAGCCCGAUCUGCAGCCCCAGCCACCGCCGAUUCUGAUAAGGGAAGGUUCCUCAUGGCUGGAAGCAACGUAGGCAUCGGAUUAGCAAGUCCGUACGAAUCGCCUAUCGGAACGGGGAAUGAUAUUCGAGUCACUCCCAUCCAGCAGAUUCUCGGAGCUACCCUGAUACCCCGGGGAGCUAAGAUCGCUGUUGCCAUGCUACGAGAUCCGAUGUCCGGGGAAAAGAAGUGGAAUCAUAAUAUGAUAUGA
This is a messenger RNA of Penicillium paradoxum, 354 nucleotides long. RefSeq lists its product as uncharacterized. The transcript is spliced from 2 exons. NCBI's taxonomy places the organism in Eukaryota, Fungi, Ascomycota, Eurotiomycetes, Eurotiales, Aspergillaceae. The record is from RefSeq and is a predicted model, not a curated record. Bases 1 to 354 code for a protein of 117 amino acids.